CUAAUAAUUAUGCUAACAUAACGACUAUCAUUUUCAAUUAAUUUGGUAAAUAGAUUUACUUGAUGAUCUCUAGGCCUAUAAUCAAUAAAUCAGGACAUUUCCAAUCAUUAUUUUUAAUCUCACAACUCAAAUGAAGACCGGAUGUAAACAAGGCUUCAGCACACUGGCCACCACCUUGAUCUUUUCGUAGUGUGCUGGCUCAGUCCUAACGUUAUAGCCUGGUGACAACGAGGUUACUGCAUGCUUUAUUUUUUUUAAAUAGGAGGAAACGGGGAAAUAACGGACCAGUAACUCCAUCUGUGUGCUGGGCUGGAGAACAGUAGCAAGCAGCAGCAACAGCCCUGUACGAGGUCUCUACCCGGUGUCUGUCAUUACAAGCUGUGAGUAGCUAAUACAAGCUGCGCGCGCUCCGCAUCUCCUCUCAUUCCGGCCCUUUCCACUCAAGGCAUUCUCUGUGCGCACCUUACCAUGUAGCCAGACGCACAGAGUCGUGCCACAUACAUUUAUUUAUUUUCUUGCGUUGACAAAUUUUCAAUGAUCUCGAUCUUUUUUACAACUUAUUUCAGCAUGAUGGCAAAUGAUCAAAGGUUGGUUAUUUUGAAAGGUGAAUUCAAAUGGCAGAGAGCUGUCAAACCUCGUUUCGGCUGAAGGUAUUGGAGAGGUGUUUGAGAAGGUUUCAUGGUGGGAAAUGAAGACCCAUUGAACUCAGAUAAACGGAAUAAAGUUAUACAUUGGAUUAUAUUUAAUCGAUUUUAAAGGUGGGAUGUCAUAGUCAGAGUUCCUUGGAUAUCUGAGAGACAUUGAGGAACCAGAGCCACCAUGGACUCCUGGGUGUUCCCCUCCUCCCUCCCCAACCUAACCGAAGAACCCCUGAUGUACGACAGCUUUAUUCUGGGCAACGAGUCAACGGAACCCAAUGGUACCUAUACGGGCGACAACACGUUCAACCAGACCAGCACCAUGGUCAUCACCUUCCUCUACUUCCUGGUGUGUGGUAUCGGUCUCUGUGGCAACGCCCUUGUGAUCUACGUCAUUCUGCGUUACGCCAAGAUGAAGACGGUCACGAAUAUUUACAUCAUGAAUUUGGCAGUCGCAGAUGUUCUGUUCAUGUUGGGGUUACCGUUCAUCGCCAUUCAGCUGGCGCUGGUCCACUGGCCGUUCGGUGCGGUGCUGUGCCGCGUGGUCAUGACCGUGGACUCACUCAACCAGUUUACCUCCAUCUUCUGCCUUAUGGUCAUGAGCAUCGACCGCUACCUGGCCGUGGUGCACCCCAUCCGGUCCACCAAGUGGCGCAAGCCACGUAUGGCCAAGACCAUCAACCUGGCGGUGUGGGGGGUGUCACUCCUGGUCAACCUGCCUAUCAUAAUCUACAGCGGUUUAAUCACCAAGCACAACAGUUGCUUCUGUACCAUCGUGUGGCCGGAGCCUGAGGAGGCCUACUACACCGCCUUCAUGUUCUACACCUUCGUCCUGGGUUUCUUCCUCCCGCUCAUGGUCAUCUGCCUGUGUUACCUUCUCAUCAUCAUCAAGGUGAAGUCGUCAGGGAUCCGUGUUGGGUCCACUAAGAGGAAGCGCUCGGAGAGGAAGGUGACCCGCAUGGUGUCCAUCGUGGUUGCCGUGUUCGUCUUCUGCUGGCUGCCCUUCUAUGUCUUCAAUGUGACGUCGGUGACAGGAACCAUCUCCACCACGCCCUUCCUGAGGAGCACCUUUGCCUUCGUGGUGGUCCUGGGUUACGCCAACUCGUGUGCCAACCCCAUACUUUACGCGUUCCUGUCGGAGAACUUCAAGAAGAGCUUCCAGAACGUUCUGUGUCGGAAGAAGGUGGGUGGGCUGGAUGUGAUUGAGCGCAGCGACAGCAAGCAGGACAAGUCGCGCAUGAUGAAUGACCCCACGGAGACUCAAAGCACGCUGCUCAAUGGAGACCUGCAGACCAGCAUUUGAUGCUUGAUAAUUCUAACGCAUCCCUUAUGUGUGAUCUAUACAGACAUCUUUGAUUUCACAUCAACACUCCCUCACAAGCUCAUCACACACAAACAAAUAAACUAACAAAACGCACGCAUGCACACACACACAGAAACAAACACACACUUGUUUUGCAGGUGGAAUCGGUCAUCCUGCCCUGUUACCAUGCCCUAUGAACAGCUCACAUAGGGGGAGUGAUUGUAGUUGAUCUCAUGGUGUGAUAUUUUGUAAGCAUUUUCUUCCCCCUGUGGACGAGGUGAAAAAAUGCCAGAGGAACUAAGCCCUCAUGGUGUCUGCUCCUCAACGGCUGUUAUCACGUUCUUUAUGUCUCCUAUCUCUGUUUACCAACUCUCUCUUUACUUUCUCAAAAGACAUACAAUGAUAUGACAGUGGGUUUUCCUGGUCGUAAAACCCAUACAUUGUGAUAUAUUCAUAAAGGAGAGAAUACUAACUGUAGUUGUGACUUUGCUCUCUGGUGUUUGGGUGGAAAGCUGAAGACUUGUACUGAGUGUAUUGAUGCUGGUGGACAGUGACAGGAUCAUGUGAGGACCAGAACAGAGUUGUGUUCAUUAGGCCCCAAAUGGAAGAAAAGGGACUGAAACCAGGAAGUGUUACCUGAACUUGUCUAAUAAGAAACAUGUGUUAUCCACUGCAGAGCAUUUUGCCAUGUUGUGUCCUGAUAAGUCCCAGACGGUUACCUACGGUUACUGAUUGACAGCAGAUGAGACUUAACCAUGGAGAACAAGGAUUCCUUGCACAUAUGUUUACACUAGCAGGGUGAACCUCCACCUCAAUCUGUCUUUGUCACAUUGUCCUGUAGCCGAGAUAAAUACCAGACUAGGAUGUAGGAAGUAUGCCAAAGUGAGACUAGGACUAUAGCAGACUCACUGUGUAAAUAUUGUCUGUUUACAAAGAUUGUGUGUUCAAAAUGGUGGGCUCUGCAGAAUGUGGAAUUAGUAACAUGCCUCUAUUCUUAGAUACUGUAUUACUUAACACAACAGUGAGCAGCAGGCCACAUCUCCUCUGGAUCACUACACCAAGGUGUAGUUUGGUUAUCUAAUGACUUACUACAGAGAGAGGAGGAACAGUAGAGAUGCUGGGACUACUUUGAAAUGACAUAAAAACACAUGAUAUCCCACAUGGUUAAUUUGCUGGCACAAGUCCUGCUGAGACUUAUACUGCCCAAAUAUGGACUCCGUAAAGUCAGUUUAACAUUAUGGUAGACCUUAGUGCUUUUUUUUUAACCUCAGAAAAGACACAUAUGUGCUGUGGACAAAUAUUCAUCAGUGAGUCAUGGACC
Molecule: messenger RNA, 3262 nt
Organism: Salmo salar (Atlantic salmon)
Lineage: Eukaryota; Metazoa; Chordata; Actinopteri; Salmoniformes; Salmonidae
Product: somatostatin receptor type 2
Biological process (GO): cellular response to glucocorticoid stimulus; cellular response to estradiol stimulus; neuropeptide signaling pathway
Cellular component (GO): neuron projection; plasma membrane
Molecular function (GO): somatostatin receptor activity; neuropeptide binding
Source: RefSeq, a predicted model, not a curated record